Molecule: messenger RNA, 1457 nt
Organism: Capsicum annuum
Lineage: Eukaryota; Viridiplantae; Streptophyta; Magnoliopsida; Solanales; Solanaceae
Exons: 3
Coding region: 140-763 (207 amino acids)
Source: RefSeq, a predicted model, not a curated record
AAAUAGAACGGAGGGAAUAAUUUGCUCUCCAGCUAAGCACUUGAAAGAACUAUACUAAGCUUUCCCAUUAGAAAACAAAAGAGCACAAACAACUAAUCGGAGAAAAAAAACCGGUUGAGUCCGGUCCGGUUCAGUAUAAAUGGAUGGAGUAGUAGGAGCUCGACUCGGCCGGUCGUCAGCUAGAUAUGCACCAACAACUGUAUUUACCGGUCCGGUUCGUAAAUGGAAGAAGAAAUGGAUCCACGGUUCACCGCCGUCUAACUCCGGCAACAACCAUAACCGAACCGGCGGAGUUAACGGUUCUCAUCUGUUGCUUUUCAAGUGGAUACCAGUUACUGUUAGCCAGAAUAGUAGUGAUAGUAAAAACGACGUCGUAGAGGAACGGCCACGGAAACGGAAAUUCAAGUAUAUUCCGAUGAAAGUGAUUGAAGAACAAAAGAAUGAUGCAUCGGAACAAGCUGAAGAUGAUAUUAAACCAAUUGAAAGUGACACAAACAGUGAGGAGCCAACAUCUCAGGCAGAUGGUUUUGAUGAAAAACCUGACAUCAAUGACAUGCCCAUGGAAGAGACUCAGGUGGCAAUAAACUCUCCAACUUUGAGUAUGCACAUCUAUAGACCUCAACUUGUUGUAUCCAUUGUGUCAGUUGAACACUCCAACCUACAGAAUAAUCAUCUAGACACCUCCAAACUUAAUAUGCCAUGUCAUCGUUGGAUGUCCAUGAGACACAAUGAGGACGAGCUGGAGAGUGUAGUUACCAGUUGAGACCAAGUUGCGGUGUCCAGAUGUCACGCUCUCAAAGUUGGAUUGCUUGCUUGCCAGUUGAGGCCGAGUUUCAGUAAAAGUUUAUGUAUUAUACGUCAUGAUUUCUCUCCCUCCCUCGUUUUUUCUUUUGUUUGAACUUGGUCUGGCUAUACACUCCAGUUGUCUGGCUAGAAACACAAUCCAAAUUUCACGGGUCUAACAAUGAAUACGAGAUAAUGCGCACAAUUGUCUGAAUGAGUUUUUUUAAUCUUUCAGCCUCCGAAGAGAAAACCUCCAGAGCGACAGGACUUAAACGAAAGGACUUUGGACUUGUCUUUGGGUUAGAAAGCUCGCGAUGGAAACCACUCCGACUCGAAAAUAGGUCAGGCAAGUGAACUCCAGGAGCACCACCAAAGUCAUUAAGGCUUUUCCAAAAAUGUUGCCCUCUGUGUCUUCAUAUGACACAUAGGCCUAAUGUAAUUGUAUUCUGAAAUUAUUGUGUACUUUGCAGAAAACCUUUUAUGUUGUUCCAUCACAUUGAAGUGCUAGGGCACAACAUGUGAUGUGUGGGUUUGGCGUGCGUCAAGGGUUUGAAUCUUGACGCAGGCAAAAGGCCGGGUAUUUAAGUAGCGGUGUGUGUACCUAUUAUCCAUCGAGUUUCAAACUGCGCUCGAUGAUUUCUCUGAUUAUAAAAAAAAAAUCACAUUUAAGUGCA